AGGUGACCUCAGCCUCCAUCAUGGCGGCGGCGGUGGCGGCCGUGGAUUAAGAGCCGACACGGACGGGCCGCCAUCGCCGUCAUCAUCACCGCCAUCAUCGCCGCCGCCGGGGACUAGGCCAGCCUUUCACGACUCCCAGAGGUUUUUGGACUGGUUUUGGAGCUCCCCCAGACGAGCCAAUGGCGUCCUUAACUGCUGUGCCGGUAGGCUUUCACUACGAAACAAAGUAUGUUGUCCUCAGCUACCUAGGACUCCUUUCUCAAGAGAAACCACGAGAACUGCAGGCGCCUUCAGCUCAAGGGACCCACCCACCUGCAUCAUCUCAACCGCUGGACAAAGAGGUUCUGGGGAAGGUGAAAGCUGAAAUUGAAGAAGAGCUAAAGUCCUUGGAUAAAGAAAUUUUGGAAGCCUUCGCCAGCACGGGUUUUGACUGCCACACGUCUCCGGUGUUCAGCCCGGCCAACCCCGAGAGCUCAAUAGAAGACUGCUUGGCCCAGCUCGGCGAGAAAGUGGCCCUGGAGCUGAAGGAACCCCUGCACGAAGCGCUGCAGACCCUGCUCAGCCGGCCUGUGACCUAUCAGGAAUAUCGGGAACGUGUACUGGAGACAGCUUCUCAUGCCAGUGGAUGGAAUAAGGUUUUGGUGGCUCUGGUUCUGCUCCAGCGAAUGCUGAAGGAGCUGACCCUGCGCGGACAGGAGCCCCUCGGGGCCCUGCUGCAGUUCGGCGUGACGUACCUGGAAGACUUCGCCGCGGAUUACAUCAUCCAGCAGGGCGGAUGGGGUACCGUCUUCAGCCUGGAGCCGGAAGAGGAAGCGUACCACGGAGCCAUUGCCGAGGACAGCAACGAUAUCUACAUCCUCACCAGCGACAACUCCGGGCAGGUCAGCCCUCCGGAGUCUCCCACGGUGACCUCGUCCUGGCAGUCGGAGAGCCUGCCGGUCUCGCUGUCCGCCAGCCAGAGUUGGCAGGCCGAGAGCCUCCCCGUGUCCCUGGGGCCCGAGUCGUGGCAGCAGGUGGCCAUGGACCCCGAAGACGUCAAGAGCCUCGACAGCAACGGUGGGGGCGAGGAGAGGAGCGAGAACAACUCGUCCAACUCGGACAUUGUGCACGUGGAGAAGGAGGAGCUCCCUGAGGGGAUGGAGGAGGCCAGGGGCGCCCCGCGGGCCGGAGCCCCGCCGGGGCAGCUCCCAGCGGUCACCGCCGCCUCCCCGCCCGAGACCGCCGCCGAGGGAGUCAGCCCGGCCACGUCCUCGUUUGUGGAACUCGGGGAGGAGGAGGAGGUGAGAGCCGCCGCGGGCGAGGCGACGGAGCUGCGGGUGCCCCUGCCGCUGAGCAAGCCUCUCCCGAAACCGGGCCCCGCAGCUGAGGAAGCGGCCCCGGGGCCCCGGCCCAGGACCGCGCGGCCUCCGGCGGUGGAAGCGGGAGCCCGGGAGGAGGGCCGCCUCCCGGAAGAGAAGCUCACCGUCGCGGAGGAGAAGCCCAUCCUGCUGCCUGAGGGCAAGUCCGUGCUGCUGUACGGCGGGGUGGCCGCGGUGGCCAUCCUGGCGGUGGCCGUGGGGGUGGCCAUGGCGCUCAGGAGGAAAUAGCAGCUGUUGCGGAGGGGAAGGAGGCGUGGGAGAGGAUCCUCGUUCUUAGUUGCGUUGACUGAAGGUGGAGCUGGCUGCCGGUGGACUGGACGUUGGUGACUCUUCAGUGGGAAGAGGGCGCGGGGCGGCGGGGCAGCGGCCAGCGGGGGUGGACACGGUGGCGGAGCCGGUUCAGCGACAGGAGAGCGGUAGGUGGGCGGGGGGCCCGCGCGCCCCGUGGAUUCGGAUCCUGCCGGGACACGGGGCCGUCGGCUGGCCUCUAGGCCCAGAACCGGAAACUCCGUUCUCCGGUGAUCGCCGCUCCCACGGUAGGGCGUCUCUGGCCGUUCAUCCGGCCCCGGGGGCUUGGGACUCGCCCGAAACCCAGCCCGUGGUGGUGGUCGCUCCGACUCUUCCCGUCCCCUUCCCUAUCCCACUCCCUGACCUUUGCGUGGCGUCAGUGAGGAUCUCUCCCCUUCCGUUUCAGCCGCCUCUCAGGUACUGCCCCGGUCCUGGCCCCAGCCCCAGCCCUCCCCUGCUUCCCCGUCAGCCCCAGGGUCAGAGUGCUUGCUCGCCGCCUGUGCUGACACCCCGUCCGCCCCGAGCUUCCUUCUCCGCACCUUGUAACGAUGCUGCCUUUAGAACUCUCCCGGCCUCCUCCCUGCCCGGUCCGUCUGCCCUGCCCUACUCAGAGGAAGGAGAAGGACCGCUCUCAGCCCGAUCCUCCCCCUCCCCAAGAUACGUCUGGGCCCGGCUUCGAGACCAUCGGUCUCCCGCGGCCCCUCCCCGCCGAUGGCCGGGAGAGCGCCCGCCUGCCACCCCUUCCCGAUUAUGCCCCCGAGUUGCAGCCUCGGGCCCGGGUACGGCGUUGGCCAGCCCUCGGGCAGACUAAGGGUCUUGAUACUACUGUUUUCAGAGCCAAGUUAUGCCAACUGCCCAAGAUGAAUUAGUUCGCAGAAAGCGUCCGGGCUGAGAUUGGACUGUCCGGCUCGUGCGAUGCCGCCGGGGCAGCUGCUCCCGCUGCCCUGACCGAGUUCCCGCGUGAAUUCACCCCGCGGGGGUGGUGAGCAGGGGAGGGGAGGGAGGUCGGGUGGACCAGAGGCCUCGUCGCAGGCACAGUGUCAUUAUGCAGGCCGAACGUGCCUCAUGCAAAAAGUCAUCUCCAACUCAUCAGUAAAUGUAACUAAUUACUUUUUAGAUCCUGGAUUUUGUAAUAAAAUGACUUUGGGGAACAAAAAGGAAAAGAACCCCAACCUA
Molecule: messenger RNA, 2822 nt
Organism: Tachyglossus aculeatus (Australian echidna)
Lineage: Eukaryota; Metazoa; Chordata; Mammalia; Monotremata; Tachyglossidae
Gene: BCL2L13
Product: BCL2 like 13
Exons: 7
Coding region: 180-1586 (468 amino acids)
Biological process (GO): regulation of apoptotic process; apoptotic process
Cellular component (GO): mitochondrion
Source: RefSeq, a predicted model, not a curated record